Molecule: messenger RNA, 750 nt
Organism: Ixodes scapularis (black-legged tick)
Lineage: Eukaryota; Metazoa; Arthropoda; Arachnida; Ixodida; Ixodidae
Exons: 1
Coding region: 1-750 (249 amino acids)
Source: RefSeq, a predicted model, not a curated record
AUGUCAGCACAAAUAACCGUAAAGAAACGUAAAUGGACCCGACGAGUCACCACCCUGCGAAACCAAGUGGAGAGACUCAAGAACACUGUUUACAGAUACAAAAAAGACUUGGAAAAGUUGCAAAACCUGCGGAAAGAAGAUGAUGUCACAAAUUUUCUUAACAUCCGUGAACAAGCAAAGGAAAAGAACAUGUCGGCUAUGUUUCUAGUCGACCAAGUAAAGAACUACCACAAGAAAAGCCCAAGGUGGACAGAACAUACCAUCCGUCACUGCAUUUUGCUGAGACACAUUUCUACAAAGGCCUAUGAACACAUAAGGUCUGAAGAGCUUUUUAGACUUCCCAGCAGGAACACUCUGCAAAGCUACAUUGGAGCUGCCUCAGGUCAAACUGGCUUCAGCGACUUGGCGAAGGCUCGGCUUCAAACAGAACUGCACAACCUGGCAAACACACAAUCAAGGACAUGCUCUCUCAUUAUUGAUGAAAUGCAGAUCAAACGGAGCUUGCAGUACAACAAGCAGCAGGAUGUCUUUGUGGGCCAAGUGGACCUGGGACCAUUGACUGAAAAGACCAAGCAGCCCAUCCUGGCAAAUUCGCUGCUGUGCUUUCUCAUGAAUGGGCUCAGCAUUCCAUACCGGAUCCCUGUUGCCUACUUUUUUACCAAAGGGUUAAGAGGGACCGAACUGGCCAAGCUUCUGCUUCAUGUCUUGGGCGAGGUGAAGACGUUGGCUUCAAAGUACUCCGUAUUGUAA